Molecule: messenger RNA, 1485 nt
Organism: Penaeus chinensis
Lineage: Eukaryota; Metazoa; Arthropoda; Malacostraca; Decapoda; Penaeidae
Product: arrestin domain-containing protein 17-like
Exons: 9
Coding region: 1-1485 (494 amino acids)
Biological process (GO): protein transport
Cellular component (GO): cytoplasm
Source: RefSeq, a predicted model, not a curated record
AUGAUGAAGAACCGCUGGCAGCAGGCGUUGAGGCGGAUCCAGUUGACCGACUGGGAGACGCCCAUGCUGCGGCCCGUGAGGUUCCAGAUCGUGUUCGACGCCCCUGGAGCCGUCUACUUCUCCGCGCAGACCAUCACCGGCCACGUCCUCCUCGAGGUGGAGGAGCCGAUCACGCUCAAAGGCGUGAAAAUGCGGUUUCGCGGUGAAUGCUGCAUCCACUUCACCGACAUACCAAGACAGAUGCAUCCCCUCAAGAAGGCGAAGAAGAAAAAGAAGAAAAGUGCAAGUUGUUCCAGCUCCCUCUCCUCUUCCAGCUCCUCCAGACAAACCACGAUUCUUAAUGGGUACGCGGGCGGCGUGGACAACCCGGGCUAUAUUCCCGACAUGGAAGUCUCGAAGGAGGAGACGAGCGACCCGCCCACCAGACGGACGUCGCACCGACCCCGAUCGAGCGAGCACGCGUGGAAGGAGGCCUCGCUGGACGGACCCAAGCAACACUACCGCGCCCAGGAGACCUACUUUGACACCGAAUUCUACAUCUACGGACACAAGUAUCAGAAGGACGAGAAGGAGACGCUGCCGGCAGGCGUGCACGAGUUCCCGUUCGCCUUCAGCCUGCCGCCGAACCUGCCGCCGAGCUUCCACGCCGACAAGGGCUUCAUCUGUUACGUGGCCGUGGCGACGCUGGACCGGCCGGCCGCCGCCAACAUCGUGUACAAGGCGGGCUUCAGCCUCCACAGCAUCCUCGACCUCAACAUGGACUCCAUGGCGCCGAGCAACGUCAGCAGCAGCAAAGCCAAGAACCUGUGCUGCUUCUGCUGCCAGACGGGGCCCAUCACCCUCGCCGCCCGCAUCCCCCGCCGCGGAUACGUCCCCGGCGAGAAGAUCCUGGUCUCUGCCGAAGCUGACAACGUCUCGGCCAGGAACACGCGCCGGACGAGGCUCCUCCUCCUGCAGGUAAUAACCUACAUCAUGCCCAACGGCGUGAAGGAACUCGUGGAGGAAAGAGUCCUGAAGGAAAUCGUGCGCGGGAUCAUACCCCCCGGGGAGUCGGACCUGUGGGAGGAGGUGGCGCUCACGGUGCCGCCCCUCGUCCCCGCCAACGUGCAUCUCACCUGCAGGCUGCUCCACGUCGACUACAGGAUCGAUAUGAUCCUGGAACCGCCCCUUCCAUCGGGGGACCUCAAGGUAAGCCUCCCCAUAACGAUCGGCUCGGUGCCCUUGAGGAACUGCUUCUCGAACUUCCUGCCGCCCAACGAGACGCGAGAGCCGUGCGAGCUGCCUGGCAUCAACUACCCCAAUUUCCCUCCCUACUGGUACGGCGAGUACGUCUACGACCGGGUGUCACUGGAGACCAUGUACGAGCGCAUAACAGGCAUACAGGACGACUUCGGGCCACAGUAUGAGCCGGUGACGAUGUUUGCCCCCACGUACCUCUGCUACACCCCGGGCAACAAACUCGGAAAUAAACCAGCUAGUUCUUGA